AUGCAUCUUCUGGUAGAGUGUAUCAUCGACAGAAUGCAACAGAUCGACCCCUCAUGGCAGCCACCUGUGAUAUUUCAGCCAUGGGUACGCUCUUGGGAUCAUGUGGGAUUCUUUUCAAAGUGCUCGAGUAAUGAAGAAGUCAGGAACGCUGUUGUCGACAGACAUCGUAGGAGAGAGAUGCUUUUUGAAAAUCCGAAGCAGUGUUUGUAUGGUUCUAAACCGUCCAGCAGGAAGCUUUAUGAUGCAUGGGACGACAAUUGGAUAGGACCUUCAGUUUCUCAGCAAGAAUCGAGAUCUCCAAUCCAAGACACCCUCGAUGAACGAGAUAUUGAAUACCGUAGUGAAGGGCACAAAAGUCUUGAUAUAUCUGGCGUUCCGUCGCAAGAAGGGCUGCAUAACCAUGAUGAUCAUUCUGCUAGCGACGCUUCAAGUGAAGUUGAAGAGCACGCAUGGGAAACUUCUUUUCGCAGUCAGGACUUGAAUGGAGCAGAUGUGUCAACCGAUCUGUUCGCAUCGGAACCCAAUGAGGGAAUCUUCUUAUGA
This is a messenger RNA of Ostertagia ostertagi, 543 nucleotides long. The record is from the annotation of a GenBank genome assembly. NCBI's taxonomy places the organism in Eukaryota, Metazoa, Nematoda, Chromadorea, Rhabditida, Trichostrongylidae.